Molecule: messenger RNA, 3905 nt
Organism: Diversispora eburnea
Lineage: Eukaryota; Fungi; Glomeromycota; Glomeromycetes; Diversisporales; Diversisporaceae
Source: the annotation of a GenBank genome assembly
AUGUGACAACCUCAUGCUCUACAACUUCCACUUCAGUUGAAGUAGAUACAACCUCAACCACGGAAGCACCUAGCUGUACCACUUGCAUUCCAGAUGUGACAACCUCAUGCUCUACAACUUCCACUUCAGUUGAAGUAGAUACCGCAGAAACAGAAGUUAAUCUUCCUUCCCCUUCAACUCUCGGAGAACUCAGAAAAUGUGAUAAUUGGCGAUGGAAAAAUGUGAUAUUAAAAUCUAUAGUGAUAUUGUUAAUUUUUAGCUUUUUUUUAUGGAUACUCUUUUGGAAAGCAUCUGAAGAAAAUUCAUUCAAUAAAUCUAAAAAUCCGGAUCUAAUUAUUGCCAAACAUGGAGCUGUUGCUUCGGAAAUUGUUAAUUGUUCACAAUUUGGUGUAGAUGUUCUUAAAGAAGGCGGUAAUGCUGUUGACGCAGCCAUAACAACUCACAUUUGUGUUGGAACUAUAAAUGUUUAUGCUGCUGGUGUCGGAGGAGGUGGUUUUAUGCUAGUCCGCCGUCCUUCAGGUUUUGCGGAAGUAAUUGACUUUCGAGAGGUAGCACCAGCCAAAGCUACUCGUGAUAUGUUUGUCAAAAACCCUGCGGGUGAAGCUCGUGGACUUAAAUUAGCGCACGAUAGACACGGCAAAUUACCAUGGAAAAGGCUUCUUGAACCAUCGAUUAAACUCAGUCGUGAUGGAUUUCCUAUUCCUAAGGAAUUGGGUAGUCGUAUAAAGAUGUAUAAAAAGGAAAUUGAACAAAAUCAACCACUUUGUGAUAUUUUCUGUGAUGACAAAAGACAAAUAUUGAAUGAAGGAGAUAUUAUCUUUCGUAAGAAUUAUUCCCAAACAUUAGAAACCAUUGCAGAGAAUCCUAAUGAUUUCUAUGAGGGAUCAAUUGCCAAAUCCAUAGCUUCCGAGAUUCAACGACAAGGUGGUUUAAUAACUUUAGAAGAUUUAAAGAAUUAUAAACCAGUUAUUCGAGAACCACUUGUAGGUCAUUAUCAAGGCAAGAAGUUUAUAACCACACCAGAGCCGGGUAGUGGAACUAUCUUAUUAUUUUUAUUAAAUGUAUUAGAAGAAUUUAAAUUUCACAAGAAAGGAAGGAAUAAAUUUAAUGUUCAUAGAAUGAUAGAAGCAUUCAAAUUUGCAAUUGCAAGACGUACAGAAUUGGGUGACAUAGCAUUUUUUGAAAAUAAAACAGAACAUUUAGAACGUAUCAAAGAAAUAAUUUCAAAGGAAUACGCAGCUGAAAUUAGAGCAAAUAUUUCCGAUCAUGAAACAUUCGACACCUCAUAUUACAACCCUUUGUAUGCUCCCAAAGAAGAUCAUGGCACAACUCAUAUUUCAGUUGUAGAUGUUAAUGAAAUGGCUGUUAGUAUGACUGCCACUAUUAAUUAUUUCUGGGGAUCACAAGUAAUGGAUCCAGUUACUGGAAUUUUGUUUAAUAAUCAAAUGGAUGAUUUCGCUAUUCCAAUACCACCUUCCGUUGAUCGUUUCUGGCCUGCUCCUCAUAAUUUUAUCGUUCCGGGUAAAAAGCCAAUGUCAUCAACUAUGCCUACAAUAGUUGAACGUGCCAAUGGUAAAUUUGAGAUGGCAAUAGGUGGUAGUGGCGGUACUCGUAUUAUGUUGGCUGUUACUCAGACAUUAUUAAAUAUCUAUGAAUUUGAUAUGAAUGUUUUGGAUGCUAUUGAUUAUCCAAGAUUUUAUCAUCCAUUAUUGCCAAAUGAGUUAUUCGUUGAAUCCGGAUACCCAUUUGAAAUAUUAGAACAUCUAGUCAAUGUUGGGCAUGUGGUUAAAAUUCAUCAUAUUACACAUCGUGAAUAUGGAUGUCAAGUACAAUGUGUUAGAAAAUUUGUUAAUGGAUCUAUUCAUGCUGCUAGCGAUUUCAGAAAAAGCGAUUUUGAAAAUGUUGGUCAUUGUUUGUUGGAAAUGCCUUCUGGUACAGGAAAAACUGUAUCAUUAUUAUCAUUAAUUGUUUCAUAUCAAAUGUUUUACCCAGAAAAAAGGAAAUUGAUUUAUUGUUCACGGACAGUACCAGAAAUAGAGAAAGUAUUGGCCGAACUUCAAAAUCUUAUGAAAUACCGAAAAUCUCGUGGAUUAAAUGAAAGAUUUUUAGGAUUUGAAAAAUGGGGAAAAGUAUUGGAUGCCAAAUGUAGAAAUCUCACAGCUUCUUGGAUAAGGGAUAAAGCGGAUUUAUAUCCCAGAGAAGAAGUUCCUUUAUGUGAUUUUUAUGAGCAAUUAGAUAAAGAAGAUACAGAUGAAUUAUUGCCAGAUGGAGUUUAUACACUUGAAGAGUUACGAGAUUAUGGCAAAGAAAAUGAUUAUUGUCCAUAUUAUUUGUCAAGAAGAAUGAUUAAUUUAGCAAAUGCAGUAAUUUAUAGUUAUCAUUAUCUACUUGAUCCGAAAGUAGCAGAAUUGGUUUCAAAGGAAUUAUCUAAAGAUUGUAUAGUCGUAUUUGAUGAAGCACAUAAUAUAGAUAAUGUUUGCAUUGAAUCUCUGAGCAUUGAUCUUACAAAGCCAAAUUUAGAUGCAAGUGCCAGAAGUAUAACUGAACUUUCAAAAAAAAUAGAAAAAAUUAAAGAACGUGAUAAAGAAAAAUUAGAUGAAGAGUAUACUAAAUUAGUUGAAGGAUUAAAAGUAGCCAGUCAAUCUCGAGAUGAAGAUAUUUUUAUGGCCAAUCCUGUUCUACCUGAUGAUAUAUUAAGAGAAUCUGUACCAGGGAAUAUUCGUAAAGCUGAACAUUUUGUGACCUUUAUGAGACGUUUUAUAGAAUAUCUUAAAACUAGAAUGCGAGCUCAACAUGUGGUAGCUGAGUCACCAAUUUCUUUCCUUCAACAUUGUAGAGAAGUAACUUAUAUCGAAAGAAAGCCUUUAAGUCAAAGAUUGAUUUCUUUAGUUCGUACUUUGGAGUUAACAAAUCUUGAUGAAUAUUAUGCAUUACACAAAGUUGCAGCAUUUGCUACUCUCGAUUCAGCAAUAAAACCUGUCUUUGAUAGAUUUAAAACUGUAGUAAUUACAUCAGGUACAUUAUCACCUCUUGAUAUGUAUCCAAAGAUGUUAUCCUUUACAGCAGCCGUUCAAGAAAGUUACUCAAUGACUUUAACCAGAAACUGUUUCUUGCCACUGAUAAUUACAAGAGGAAGUGAUCAAGUUGCUAUCAGUUCUAAAUUUGAAGUAAGGAAUGAUCCUGCAGUAGUUCGUAAUUUUGGACAAAUUCUUGUUGAAUUCUCAAAGAUUGUACCAGAUGGAAUUGUUGCAUUCUUUCCAAGUUAUUUAUAUAUGGAGUCAAUAGUUUCUAUGUGGCAUGAUAUGGGAAUUUUAAAUGAAGCAUGGAAACAUAAAUUAAUAUUUAUGGAAACUCCCGAUGCAGCAGAAACAAGUUUAGCAUUAAUGAAUUAUAGAAAAGCUUGUGAUAAUGGUCGUGGAGCUAUUUUAUUAUCUGUUGCGCGUGGUAAAGUUUCUGAAGGUAUAGAUUUUGAUCAUAAUUAUGGUCGUGCGGUCAUAAUGUUUGGUGUUCCUUAUCAAUACACUGAGAGUAGAAUAUUGAAAAAACAUAAAAUACGUGAAAGUGAUUUUCUGACAUUUGAUGCUAUGCGUCAUGCUGCUCAAUGUGUUGGAAGAGUUAUAAGAGGAAAAACUGAUUAUGGACUUAUGAUUUUUGCUGAUAAGAGAUUUGGUAGAAUGGAUAAACGUAGUAAACUUCCAAAAUGGAUAAAUCAGUAUAUAACCGAGACUGCGAUAAAUUUAUCAACUGAUAUGGCUUUAGUAAUUGCUAAAAAAUUUCUUAGAUCAAUGGCACAACCGUUUGAACAUGGAAUUAGUUUGUGGUCAUUGGAAGAUAUUGAAUCUAAAUAUGAUCAAAAUGUUGUUAAAAAUGGAUUCUCUAAUAGAAGAAUCAGUCUAAAAGAUUAA